CUGGCACAACAUGUGGUUCCCAAAGUGUCACGGGAUUAGACCCUGACUGGGUGUGGCCCCAAACCCAAACACUCUUACACUCUGUUAAUUUUCCAAAUUAGUGUAAAGAAUCAGUACCACCAUGUCAGAUCAGGAGGCAAAACCUUCAACUGAGGACUUGGGAAAUCAGAAGGAAGGAGAACACAUAAAACUCAAAGUUAUUGGACAGGAUAGCAGUGCGAUUCACUUUAAAGUGAGAAUGACCACACAUCUUAAGACUCUCAAAGAAUCUUACUGUCAAAGACAGGGAGUUCCAGUGAAUUCACUCAGGUUUCUCUUUGAAGGUCAGAGAAUUGCUGAUAAUCACACUCCAAAAGAACUGGGAAUGGAGGAAGAAGAUGUGAUUGAAGUUUAUCAGGAACAAACGGGGUCACUCAAAAAUUUAGAUAUUCUUUUUAUUUUUUUCUUUAUGCUCAAUCCUUUUUUAUUUUUAAAAAUAGUUCUUUUAUAAUGUGGUU
Suncus etruscus (white-toothed pygmy shrew) is the source of this 497-nucleotide messenger RNA. RefSeq names its product small ubiquitin-related modifier 1-like. NCBI's taxonomy places the organism in Eukaryota, Metazoa, Chordata, Mammalia, Eulipotyphla, Soricidae. The record is from RefSeq and is a predicted model, not a curated record. The transcript has a single exon. Gene Ontology annotation, biological process: protein sumoylation. Gene Ontology annotation, cellular component: PML body; nucleus. Gene Ontology annotation, molecular function: protein tag activity; ubiquitin-like protein ligase binding. The coding region runs from base 122 to 490 and encodes 122 amino acids.